This is a messenger RNA of Leptidea sinapis, 10313 nucleotides long. It is a transcript of the gene Not1, whose product is annotated as CCR4-NOT transcription complex subunit 1-like. Gene Ontology annotation, biological process: nuclear-transcribed mRNA catabolic process, deadenylation-dependent decay. Gene Ontology annotation, molecular function: molecular adaptor activity. The transcript is spliced from 16 exons. The coding region runs from base 318 to 7610 and encodes 2430 amino acids. The record is from RefSeq and is a predicted model, not a curated record. Lineage: Eukaryota; Metazoa; Arthropoda; Insecta; Lepidoptera; Pieridae. Gene Ontology annotation, cellular component: P-body; CCR4-NOT core complex.
GUGUUGAAGUGUAAAGUACUGUGUUGGGCGUACUGCGUAGUUGAAAUAUACUAUAAUAUUAUAUAGGUAUAUUCUCUUGUACUCCAUACUGCGUAGUUGGAAUUUUGAAAUUUUAUUUUUUACUUCUAAUUGUUUGGGACUAGAAAUAUGUUUCUAAUAUUACAGUGAUUCGUGAUAUAAAGUGGUGAAUGGUGAUGUUGACCUUAAGAUUAUCUUUAUUUCGUUAUGAGACUGUUGUAGCAUAUAAAUUUAAUAUAAGCCGUCAGAAAUCUAGAAAGCUUCAGCCAUUUGAAGCUUUCAGAUUGGUAAAGUGAACUAUGAACCUAGACCCUUUAUCGUUGAGCUUGUUAAAAAUCAAUAAUCUCAUCUCAAAUUUAAACAAGAAGAACUUCAAGCAGACUAGUCAAGAGCUGUCACAGAUUGUCAAUGAUCACGGAUUUGAAGCUGAGAAUCAAGUGCUAAAAUGUCUUUUUACUGAAGUCAUCAAGACAUCUUGGGAUAACGAUCGAGCUGGAUCUGCAAAUAGUGGUGUGCACUCGUCCUUACUCACCCAAAUACUGUCAUCUGUUCUUAGUCAUCCUGCAAAAUCUACAGUGCUCUGCAGAACUGUUGACAUCCCAGCACAGUCACUUCAGAAGACAUUAAAGCCAUCAAAUACAUUACUUGCUCGGAUUGCAAGGUAUCUCAAGUUAACUACAGCUCAAGAUGUUGCCUUCUCAUUGGUAUUGAGAAGAAACUCUUCAAAGCCUGAGAUAUCAAAUUUAGCGAAGCAGCACUUAAAAAAACGUUUCUUGGACUUAGUACAGUGUUAUCUUGACGCAGAACGUGGACACCAAGCAGAGCGAGCUGGUCUGCAAGAAUGCAGUCCUGAAGUUUUACAAACACUUUUGACUAGUCUCACACAUGAAAACUUCAAACUAGCUGCUGUAACGAAGGAUCUAUUCCUGCAACGUUUACGAAGUGACUUUCCUCGUGAAGUGGUGCCUAUAGUAUUGGCGCCACUCUUAUAUCCAGACGAUACGAAGUCGCCCCUUGUGGAAAUGACUACAGCUAAUGACCUUGCACCAUCUAUGAUCGAUAGUUCACUCUCUGAUAUUAUUCGUGAUGUUGGAUAUGGUUUGACAGUUUCUGUAGAAGAAUGUAAAACACAUAUGAUGAACUUUGGUGUUAGAGAACCUACAGCAAUAGAAGUUGCUAGGAUUAUAUCUCAUAUGGUUAGAUAUAUCCCUCCUCCGCAGGAACCACCUCAGUUACAGAGUCCUGGUAAUUUUUGGGUAAACCAUGAAGCUAAAAAAGAAGCAUCGCUGCCUUGUGAUGGCUGGAAUGCUGAAAUAUUUGUUCAGGCAUUAAAGGAGUUGGCAUCUAAUUUAAACUGGAAGGAAGUUAUCUUACAGUUGGAUCAUCCAGAAUUCAUUGUGCUUGAUAGGCAAGGACUCAAUUUACUAUUCACCAUACUACGCCUUGGCUUACAAAGUGCAGGAUAUCCAUCAAAUACUUUCCCUGUAGAAUACUUGUGUCGUAGAUGGACCAACUUAGACGGCCAGAUGAGUCUUAUUAUAAAUAUUCUUAAACAUCCAGAUAUUUUUAGCUUCGCUGAUUUUCCAUUCCAUCCCGUGUCUAUCGAUCUACUGAAAGCUCCACCUGAAAGUGAUAACAAGGAAGUGGCAACUUGGCGCUGUUUAUAUUUAGUCGAGUUGCUAUUAUAUGCAGCCGAACGGGGAUAUUACUUACAAAUCCAUGAGCUAUUUAAGUUUCCAUUACAACAUUGUCCUGACAUCUUGCUACUUGCUUUGCUACAAAUCAGUUUACCAACAAUAACAUUAUUCCGGCAAGAGUUAUUGACAACGUUGAUUCCGAUAUUUCUGGGCAAUCAUCCAAAUUCUGGAAUUAUUCUUCAACAUGCUUGGCAUACUCAAAACCCUAAUGUAAAGCCAAUAAUAAUGCAUUCAAUGGCUGACUGGUACAUACGCGGUGAUUGCGACCAGUCAAAGUUAUCAAGAAUAUUGGAUGUUGCACAGGACCUCAAGGCGCUAUCCAUGCUAUUGAAUGUACAGUCAUUUCCAUUUAUCAUAGAUUUAGCAUGCUUAGCAUCUCGGAGGGAGUAUCUGAAGCUUGAUAAAUGGCUCACGGAUAAAAUAAGAGAUCAUGGUGAACCGUUCGUCACUGCAAUGGUGAAGUUCCUGCAACGCAGAUGUCCACCAGUAAUGGGAAAGAUGCCUGAAGAGCAGAUACCUAAGGCUGCACAAUUGCCACCAGAAACGAUUGCUACCAUGGUUGCCUGCUUACAACUUUGUAUACCAAAUGUACAGCUAGAACUGCAAGAGGCUAUCUAUGCUCUAAUAACAAACUGUCAAACACUUUUAAUGAGCAAAGCGAGGCCGAACUUAGUAGCGCGUCCACUCACGAGAGUAAUUGAGACACCGUUUAAUCCUGCUUUAGCUGGACAACUUUACACACCGCUUGUGGAUCCAAUGACAAAUUUAGCGACUAAUAUGACAAAUCUGAAUCUUGGAGGUCCUUCGAAUGCGCCUUUCGCUAUGCCUGGAACUCUAGGACCUUUAGUAGCGGCCCCUGGUUCACCUUCCCGAUUAAUGGCACCAGGACCUAACAGUCCUUUUACUAUGAUGCCUAUGCAACAUAAUCCAAACAUAGCCGGUAUGGGUAUACCGAGAAUGCCAACUGGGCCAACAAUGGACAAACUUAGAAUGCCAGAUCCCAUGCAUUUCCCGGAUAUGAUGCCCAAUGUUUCGAAAGAAAUUGAAGACGAAGCAAAUGGAUACUUUCAGCGCAUUUACAACCAUCCCCCUCAUCCUACCCUGUCUAUAGAUGAGGUUCUCGAUAUGUUGAAAAAGUUCCAAGACUCACCCAACAAAAGGGAGCGAGAAGUUUUUUCAUGUAUGUUGCGUAAUCUGUUUGAGGAAUACAGAUUCUUUCCGCAAUAUCCAGAUAAAGAGUUGCAUAUAACAGCUCAGCUGUUCGGUGGAAUUAUUGAAAAGGGUCUUGUGCCUAGUUAUGUGUCUUUGGGACUUGCUCUGCGAUUUGUAUUAGAUGCAUUAAGGAAACCAGAGGGAACUAAAAUGUAUUAUUUUGGCAUAGCUGCUUUAGAUAGAUUUAAGUCGAGACUUAAAGAUUAUCAUAAAUAUUGUGAACAUGUAAGGGCAAUACCACAUUUUGGUGAAUUCCCUCCGCAUUUGAUUGAAUACAUUGAAUACGGCCUUCAGAGUCAAGAGCCGCCAACAAAACCCCAAGGUGCAGUGCUGCCAGCGACUUUAGCUGCUAUGUUAAACCAAGUCACAGUCGUUACUGUAACUGCACCCUACAGAACAAUUGUGGCGCCUAAUCCAAUAAGUGUUAUGUCUAAAGUUGCUCAUUGCAUUGCUGGUGGUAUAGGAAGCCGCCCUUCUAUUGCAAAUGCUACAAAUAUCGACACAUUGUUAACUGCCACAGACAAAACGGACAAGUUGAAUGCACCACCAGAAGCUAUUCAAGACAAAACAGCAUUCAUAUUCAACAAUCUGAGUCAGCUUAAUUUGCAACCUAAAUGUGAUGAACUCAAAGAGAUAAUUACUGAAGAGUUUUAUCCAUGGCUUGCUCAGUAUCUUGUCAUGAAGCGUGCUUCAAUCGAACUGAACUUCCACGCUCUUUAUUCAAAUUUUCUCGAUGUGUUAAAAAUACGGGAAAUGAAUAGACUUGUGACGAUUGAAACUUACCGGAAUAUUAGAGUCUUACUGCGGUCCGAUAAAGGAAUAGCUAACUUCUCCGAUCGAUCUCUACUGAAGAACCUCGGUCAUUGGUUAGGCAUGCUAACCUUAUCUCGCAACCAACCAAUCCUUCAAAUAGACCUCGAUCUCAAAGUACUUUUACUUGAAGCUUAUCACAAUGGCCAAGAAGACCUGUUAUAUGUGGUGCCAUUUGUUGCCAAGAUCUUAGAUUCUUGCGCUAAAAGCACUGUAUUUAAGCCACCAAAUCCCUGGACUAUGGCUUUGAUGAAUGUUUUGGCAGAGUUACACCAAGAACCAGAAUUAAAAUUAAAUUUAAAGUUUGAAAUAGAAGUACUUUGUAAAAACCUCGGUCUUGAUAUCCAGAACUUGAAACCAACUCUAUAUUUGAAGGAUCCAGAAAAAAUACGAACUAUUGAGUUUCAACUGUCGCCACCAAAAGAACAAGCACAAAUAGCUCAACCUCAACCUCAACCUCAACCACAACCUCAACCUCAACAAAGUAUGAUUCCUAUGAAUCAAAAUAUGGUUCAGGCCCCACAUUUACAGAUGAUGCCUCCACAAGUUCAGAUGCUACCGCUUGAUGAUUUAUCCGGAGCUGAUCUGACGGCACCAGGCGGCUUGAUGAAUGAUCCAGCCAUGAUGGGAAUUAUUGGAAUUCCAGAACCAAGAUUUAACUACCUUGAUGUGAAUGUAUCGACAACUUCAGCAUUUCAGCAGAAAAUUUGCUUAAAUCCACACAUUAUUUUGUUUCAAAGCUAUCCGCAUUUAAAACAGUUAGUAAAGCCAGCAAUCGAGCGAUCUAUCCAGGAAUGGAUUCAUCCAGUCGUCGAUAGAUCGAUAAAGUAUGCGCUGACGACGUGUGAGCAAAUAAUCAGGAAAGACUUUGCCUUUGACCCGGAUGAAGUACGAAUGCGGACAGCUGCUCAUCACAUGAUGCGCAAUCUGACUGCAGGGAUGGCUAUGAUCACAUGCAGGGAACAGAUUAUAAAUACCCUUACGGCAAACUUCAAAGCGGCAUUUAUACCCGCCCUCUUACCAGCCGUCCCUCAACAGAAUAUUUGCUUUUCAAAGGAAAUCAUUGACAAUGCAGCAGCAAUUGUCGCUGCCGAAAAUAUGGAAUUGGCUUGCGCUUUUAUACAAAAGACAGCAGUUGAAAAGGCUUUACCCGAACUUGACAAGAGGCUCAUGAAUGACUUUGAAGUGAGGAAGAUUGCCAGACAAGAAGGCAGGAGAUAUUACGAUGCGAUCAUACUCAGCUACCAAACAGAAAGGAUUCCAGAGAGAGUACAAUUACGCAUGGGUGGCCCGGCUGAGAGUCAGAUCGCUGUGUAUGAUGAAUUUGCUUGCAAUAUACCCGGGUUCAUGCCUUUACGAGACGUGGCAAUGUUUAUGCCUAAACAAACUCCUCAGGAUCAACUAGCCCAAAUAACAUACGGCCAAAUAAUGAGUCAGGGCCAAUUUGGUGUAUACGGCAACGACGAAAUGGGCGCUCUAAUAAACACUGCGGAGAUGUUCAUCAGCAGUGCCCUUGCUUCUCAGUCAUUAGCAGUACAAGCUACGCACAUGCACGCUCUCCUCGAGUGUCUUUUGAUGGCUAGGAGGAGCUGUGACCUCGUCUCCGGUUUUGCGCUCUUACAAAGGGCCGUUGACGGACUACUGGACAGCCACACUCCCCACCAAAGCUCAAGCCCUGAGCACAUUGAUAUGAUGAACAGAUAUCGCGAUACCCACCUUCGCGUUCUCAAGCUCCUGGAAGAGUCGAGGCUCUAUGGUCCCGCGUGGACUACCAAUCAGAUCACCUGCUACGUCUCGGAAUGCAGAGACGAGCUCAAGUACAACUUGGAAGCUGUUGAUUGUCUGAUACGCAAUCGUUUGAUUAACAUGCCACAAUACGAUCUUGCCUUGGCGCAUCUAAUGGACAAUGGAAACAACUACGUUGCUGUGGCGUUUGCGAUGCAACUCGUUCAAGUUUAUCUCGUUGACGACAGAAACAACGUUUACGCGAACGAAUCCGACCUGUACCAUACUACAGAGACUUUGGUUAGAAUGAUGUCUAACCCCCGCCACCCGCCACCUGAAGGCUUGGCGUCACUGAUCGAAGCUGUUCGCAUUAAUCAGGAUCCCAGUACAUAUCUUGGAGAGAAGUCACCAUUGGGACCCACUUCACAUAUACAUACAGGAAUUAUGCAAGUUACAAACCGCGAGUACGAUGACCCUCCAGGCCUGCAGGAGAAAACUGACACUUUACUCCUCGAAUGGCGUAACGUUCUAAUGAGUCCACUUACAGAAAUUGAAAUUGCCCAGAACUUCAAUAUUUAUGUACACCGAAUGAAUAUGAACGGAAUUCUCAAAUCGGACGACAUGAUCUCCCGUUUCUUCAGAAUUUCAACUCAACGUUGUAUAGAAAAUGUCUAUCAACUUUUGAACGAGGAUAAGCAGAACCCUCCCAACGUGCCAACGAAGAGGGAGAAAUACUACACGGCUUGCGAUUCCUUUAUCAAGCUUGUGUCAAUGCUCAUCAAGAACACAGCAGAAGCUGGCAAUCCGACCCCCAAGCUGAAUUUAUUAAACAAGAUUCUUGGUAUAAUAGUCGGGUGCUUGCUGCAAGAUCACGAGGAGCAGGGUCGCAACUUCCAGCAGUUGCCUUAUCACAGAUUGUUGCUUAUUCUGUUCCUUGACAUGAACACGGCGGAGCCUGUAUUGGAGAAUAUGAACUAUCAGGUUCUAACAGCGUUUUGCCACACGUUCCGUAUUAUAAAACCAAGUGUUGCGCCAGGGUUCUGUUAUGCCUGGCUGGAGCUAGUUGCCCACAGGGCAUUCUUGAACAGAGUAUUGGCUGUGACUCCACAACAAAAGGGAUGGGGGAUGUACUCCACACUGCUCAUUGAUCUGUUUAAAUUCCUGGAUCCGUUCUUGAGGAACACCGAACUAGCCCCACCUGUAAUGACGUUAUACAAAGGCACGCUCAAAGUGUUGCUCGUGUUAUUGCACGAUUUCCCCGAAUUCCUGUGUGACUAUCACUACGGCUUCUGCGAUGUUAUCCCGCCAAAUUGCAUACAGAUGAGGAACCUGAUACUGUCCGCUUUCCCUCGCAAUAUGCGUCUCCCAGAUCCAUUCACGCCAAAUUUGAAGGUGGAUCUGCUUCCCGAAAUCAGUUUGCCCCCUCGCGGUGUAAUAAACUACAAAAACAUCAUACCGCAAUCGCAGUUUAAGAAAGAUUUAGAUGCGUAUCUGCAGGCGAGGACACCAGUAACGUUCCUGUCCGAAUUAAGAACUAAUAUGCAGGUGGGUAGUGAGCCGGGGCGUAAGUACAACACUCAACUGAUGAAUGCCGUAGUGCUGUAUGUGGGCACACAAGCCAUCGCCCACAUCAGGGCAAAGGGACUAUCCCCAAACAUGGCAACUAUCGCACAUUCCGCUCAUAUGGACAUCUUCCAGAACUUCUGUGUAGACUUUGAUUUCGAGGGACGAUACAUAUUCCUGAACGCAAUAGCGAAUCAGCUGAGAUACCCGAACAGUCACACACACUACUUCAGUUGCUGCCUUCUAUACCUGUUCGCCGAAGCCAAUAGCGAGGCAAUACAAGAACAAAUCACCAGGAUGCUUCUAGAAAGGCUCAUCGUGAAUCGACCACACCCAUGGGGCCUGCUCGUCACUUUCAUCGAACUCAUCAAGAAUCCUAUGUACAAGUUCUGGUCGCAUGAGUUUGUACAUUGCGCGCCGGAGAUUGAAAAUCUCUCAAGAGGCGCAGGCGGAAUGUGCCCCGCAACCCUCGACGUCCCAGCCCACACCGAAAGUGAUGCGGUGGAGCAAACUGUUCAAGAAGUAGACGCUGAAGCAGCGUCAAGUGGCGAAAACAAAAGCUUAGUUUCUGAAAAACAAACAUGAGUUACUGUAACUCAUGUGUUUAUUGCGAUCUAAGCUUUAGAUGUAAUGAUAAGUGAUGUUUGUUUCGCCGGACACAGCGCCAAUUUAGUUUGAUAAGAACUCAUUUAAACUAUAAUUUUUUUUUAAGUAUCAUAUAUUAGACAUAAGUUUCUGCACAUGUUUCUUCUUCAGAACUCAGCUUUUGAUUGAAAUGAAAUGUGAUGUAUGUUUCGAGGGAGACAGGGAUAAAAUGCCAUUUCGGUUUUAUUAGUAUUUAAACUGUUAUUUCUAAGUAUGAUAUCUUGAUUAGGAAGGUCGUUUCAUGUUUUAGAUUCCCGUUUCGAGACGGAGAGAAUAGAUCACGACCCUAGUGUAUUUCAAGCGUUUCGCUCGUAAGCAAAUGCUUUUGUGUAAUCAUAUAAUUGUAAGUUUUCGAAUCCUAAAAACAAUAAAAUAUUAAGAAAACACUUUUAAGUAUAAUAAGGGUUUUAAAAAUUCAUAAUGUUCUAGAAUAUUACUAAUUGUGUAAUUUUUAUUAUUGAACAUCGGGCUUAUAACAUACGCGUUUCAACUGUUCAAAUCACACAAAAUGCUUUCUAAAUAUGCUGCUGAAGGAUUACUAGCUUCAUGUGUAAUAUAAUAUUUAUAUUGCCUAAAAUUCUUAGGCUGAGAUCUUAUAGAGCGUACUUACACUUUACUCAAGUAAAACUCAACUGAGUUCAAGUUAAGCGCAAUCUUUUAUUUGGUAUUUAUAGUGGACUUAUACUAAGACAGCCCAAGAAAGGUUAAGCGCGCGUUUCAUUAUACGCGUACUGUGUAUAAUUAAACGAGCGAUUGUCGAUUAUUAAUAAACUAAACUUACAAUAGAAAGUCAUUUGAUUAUUAGUUUUAUUGAACAAGUAGAAAUCUAUGCAUAAUUAUUGCCCUAUGCGGUCUUGUUAACUUAUAUGAUAUGAGAAACAGAAAGCAUUUUAGAUGCGUGACCGCUACGGAUGACAAGAAAAUGAUACAAACACACCUACAUGACAAUGAGAGGUACAAACACCUAACUACACCGAUGUGUGUAUUAUACGGGAAUUUUAAAACGACGAGGAACAGCUGUUUUGAGGAUGGAAGGAAUUAUGGUCGUCCUAUUUGUUCUGCUUAUACUCUGGGUUAAGUUUCCUAAGUCUUCAUUAUGGUGGACUUAAGUUCCAGCUAAGCUCAAGGUUAGCGCGCAUUCAAAGCGAUGUUUCUAAAUACGGACUCAACUCGCUAGAUUAGUCUGAGCAAAGUCUAUGUUCGCUCUUAGAUCUCAGCCAUAAGUCCGCCAUUAGAGUACCUGCAUGCUCACUGAUAUCCUAAUAGCGUUUAUUUGCGGAAAAUCGUCUGAAUGAUAACAAAGUAGGAACAUAUAAUAAUUAUGAAUAACAUCAAGUAGGUACAGUUAAGAAAUAAUUUUGAGAAAAACACGUCGUAGGUCAGGAACCUGUCACGACUUACGAUAGAAUAUUAUACAGUUUACAUUCUAGAUCGUAUAAAUAGUAAUCUUUUCGAUUACUUUUUUUUUAACUUUCGAUUAGUUUACUUAAAAAAAUCCUUAACAGUAUAAGUUCUUUAGAAAGAAAUCGAAAUUCAGUAAAAUCAAAUUGGUCAUUGAGAUUCUACAGAACGCAUGUGUUUGUCGCAAUACUGGGCCUAAUGUAUCCUAAUAAUUUGAAUAAAAUUCAUAUUUUCUAACUGUUGUAAUAAACGCCCUCAAUCGUUCGGUAGCUGUAACGCUGCGGCUUAACUCUAUGCCGGUUGAUAGCUGAAAUACGUUUCGGGAUCAAAUAAAUGAAAUAUUUCCCAAUGACCGUUCUAUGUACUUAAAUUUCUUAAAUAAUCUCAGUCAAAAUGAUAUUUUGAUUAGGCCGCAGGUGAUGAUAGUUGUUCUCCGUAGUAAAGCCCACGUGAAAAUGAUCGUGUAGUUGUUCAAUAAUAUAAAUUAUACACACGUAUAACGUAUAUAAAGUAACUUAGUACGUCAUAAGAUUCUAUUGCUUAAAUAACUCUCGCGUUUUGUUGAUUUACACAAAAUCGAUUCAAAUCUCACAUAUACUGAUUAUUUCAGCUAACAGUGAUUUGGGUUUACGUACAAAUAAAAAAGGGUUAAUUUUUUUUUGUUUAAUUAAUUAUGGUUGAAUAAUAUUCUAGAUGCCUUUAGUAUGUAAUUGCUUAACUACGUAAAAUAGGAUUUUUGAUCUUUAUAGCUUGUAGUUCGUGAUUGUUUCAAUCCAUAUUAAAUAGGGUCUAUAAUCUUUAUAUUUCAAUAUUGUUAGUUUAAAUAGUAUGUAGAAUGUUUAAACUUAUCUUCAUGUUUAAAAUAAUGAAGUCCGUUACGUACUAUAUUAUAACUAAUGGAUUGUAUGCCAGAUAAUAUAUCUGAAGAUCCCUGUUCGAAUGUUGAGCGGUGUCAUUUAUAAUGAGCGCAGAAGUCGCAAAAUAGGGCCUCAGUGGAAAGGACCCGAGUUUUUUUCAUCGCACGUAUGUUGACGUAACGAUAAUAUAAAUGUACGCGACUAUUAUUACUAUUCUUGCGCAUAAUCUCGCUCACCGCUCAAGAUCCGCAGCGAUACGUACGCUAUAGCAGUAGAUUUAGUUAACAUUUAUCGUGACUCGUAUAUUCUAUCAUUCAAUGGUAUCUAGAAGUCGUAGUUAUAGUCAGUUUUUUGAAUGUAUUUAAAAUAAAAGUGUUUUCAUCUA